This is a messenger RNA of Alternaria burnsii, 2076 nucleotides long. RefSeq lists its product as uncharacterized. NCBI's taxonomy places the organism in Eukaryota, Fungi, Ascomycota, Dothideomycetes, Pleosporales, Pleosporaceae. The transcript is spliced from 6 exons. The record is from RefSeq and is a predicted model, not a curated record. Bases 1 to 2076 code for a protein of 691 amino acids.
AUGUCUCUUGAGUUGAAUUCGAAAUAUGUAAAGACAGGUGCAUGGACGAACGUGGAUGGAGGGCCAGUUCUGGGAAGGACUAUCACGACUGAUACGCAAACAGGCAAUCUUGUCGUUGCCAUGCUAGCUGUGUUGUCAACUCUAGGAACUGCGCAUCUUUGGCAUCUGAUCGCGUUUGCGAUUCAUCAAAUCCGCGCCAACGGUCGUCCAGCGGAUGCCAUGUUCAAGCAACAGCAGGCACUGCUGCGUACGCUUCCAACACCCAGCUCAGUUGUCGCCGAAGCGCUAAAACUAUGGUGGGCCUGGAGGAAGAACACAGAUCGACCCCUCUUACGUUCCAUGGUAUUGGUACUUGUCGCAAUGCUCUUCACGGCGGUCACAGUCGCGGCGUCCGUCUUCUCAUCCUUUGUCGUCGACAGUGGCUCCAUCGAAGUGCUAGUCAACUCGCCGCUAUGCGGAAGAAUCAACGGGACUGGAACUGCCUGGAGGACUUACAUCACCACUUUAAUCGCGAAUGCUCCUGUCUACGCCGGAGCGUGCUACCGCAAUGGUUCACUCCCCGCCCUCUGCAACGAUGCCUUCACGAAUGUAAACAUACCACUUACAGUCGGAAGCACGCCCUGUCCGUUCAAUGAAACCAUGUGCGGUACCAAAAACGCCGUUACUGUCGAUUCAGGCCUUGUAGAUGUCGGUAAGAUGUUCGGACUAAACCUGGCUGCCAAAGAUCGUGUAAUGUUUCGGAAGAAAAUUUCCUGUACCGUUUUACCUAGUGAAGGGUCUUACGAAGUCUUCGACUUAGAACUGAUACCCAGUCUGGUACCUGCGGAUCGUUUCAUCUUUCCUGGCGAACAGAUUCUGGCCUUGUUGUACGGACCAACAGAUCGGACGAGAAUAGAGAGCUACAUAGGAUACCUCCUUGUGUCUAACAUCACUGGUAAUCCAACCAUUCCGCUUGGCUCGGUAUGGUACAGAUCGCCGGUCAACAGGGUGCCGCAAGGGUGGUUUCCUCUGGAAAGCUUCUUCCCUCUUCAAAUGAACGAUGGGCCAGAUGGAGAUUUGAUUUUGAAACCUUUCAUGCAAAAUCGCCUUAUGUUUGCCACGCCAACUAAUGACCCGCUGUAUUCUUCACACAAGAAUAUUUCUUCGUGGGAUCUGGGUCAAGAGGUCACAAAUUAUGCGUCUGACGACCCUGUGAAAGGGGUUGCAUGUACCCAGCAUUUCCAAUACUGUCACGCUAGAGACGGUCAGGACGAUUACUGCACACCGUUCCAAGGUCUACCCUAUCAUGAGAUGAACAAGACCCAUUUUCCAGAUUCCAGUAGCAUGCAGCAAGCAGUACUACAGCUUCUUAUUAUGUCAAGCUGGCUACACACUACUGCAAGGGUGCAGACCAAUCAAGCCUCGGACUUAGAGGGUCGGUCUACCUACAUGAUUCCGUCCAUGCCCGACGACUUCUGGAAACGGGAGGUUUUAGGUUGGGAACAGGAGGUCUGGGCUGCGAUGCAGAUGGCCGUUUCUCAAUACGCGAUUGGGCCUAAAGCGAGCGAUCCAUUUGCAGAUGCGUAUGUUAUUGCGCCGCAGACUGAGGGCGAGAAAGCGCUUUGUGGAGCGCAGAAGAUGAAAAAGUCUGGUGGAUUCGUCAACAUCAACAUCUUCGGCCUCUCCUUCGUCAUCACUUUUUCCAUCCUCGUCGCAAUCGUCGACAUCACGCUUCUAAAAUUCCUCGUCUACCUCACUCGCUUCCGCCGUGCACUCGGCCCCCGUAUCGCUCGCUGGACACAAGAUGGAGUAUGGCAGCUCCAGCGUCGAGCCUACGAAGGCGAAGGCCACCGCAACUGGACCGAUUUAGAGAGUGAAAUUCCGCUCAUGGAGAAGGGGCAUAAACUCAAGGAUCUGCCGAUUAUGUGGCGACCUGGCAAGAGCCCGAUGGUAAAGCAGCCGUCUUCAUUCGCUUCAACAGAUUCUAUGGUAUCUCAGCAGUUGUCGAUAAGUGAGCUAGCGGCGGAAGACGUGGUAGACAGCGCACCGGUUAUUACCGAGCAGCGGAGGAGCUGGUUCAGCUUUGUGCGACGUUAG